Messenger RNA from Chara braunii, 2135 nucleotides. The record is from the annotation of a GenBank genome assembly. NCBI's taxonomy places the organism in Eukaryota, Viridiplantae, Streptophyta, Charophyceae, Charales, Characeae.
UCGGGCAUUUGUAGAUCAGUUUCCAAUCAGCGGUGAAGGAGGGUUGCUCGUGGGGUGUUGUUCUUGUGGGGGGACCCAUGGACGGAGAAGAGCGGACGGCCUCUGACGGAGCCUCCAUAGGCAUCGACCUCGGAACGUCUUAUUGCUGCGUCGCGGUGAGAAGAUGCGGGCGAGUGGAGAUCCUCAGUGAUUUCGACGACGGCUUGAGACUUGUUCCGUCCUACGUGGCAAUCACCGACAAUGGGAGAGAAGUGGGGCAGAAGGCGAGGUCUUGCGCUGCGGAUACGCCACAGAGUGUCUUCUACGAAGUCAAGAGGCUGAUCGGCAAGAAGCUCAAGGACGAAAGCGUGCAGCAGGACAAGCAGAUCUGGCCCUUCAGCGUUGUCGAAGGGCCGCAUGGUUGCGCAGCACUGAAGAUCCCGACGGAGGGAGACGGCGAGGUAAGGCAGAUGGUGCCAGAGCAGCUGUCUUCCAUGCUGCUGUCGAAGCUCAAGGCGAUGGCGGAAGACUAUCUUGGAACGACGAAGGUCACGAAGGCCGUGAUCACUGUGCCGGCGUAUUUCAACGACGCUCAACGGGCGGCGACGAUGGAUGCUGGUCGCAUCGCCGGACUGAACGUCCUCAGGCUCAUGAACGAGCCUACAGCUGCAGCAUUGGCGUACUGCGAGCAGAAACUACUACGCCCGCAGAAGGUGCAAGAAGGGGGAUGUCUGGACAUCGUUCCCAGAUCGGCGSCCRUGGCUGCUGCACCUCCGCCGGCGAACGUYCACAAGGAAGGCGACAAAGUGGUGGUCUUCGACCUUGGAGGUGGUACGUUCGACGUCGCCGUAAUAYCUGUGAGUGAAACUCAGAACAAAGUGCUUGCUCUUCAGGGAGAUAGCCAUCUCGGCGGCGCGGACUUCGACAGCAGGCUGAUGAGGCACGUGAUCGAGAAGCUGGCAAAGAAGCAGAACAGGCCUACCUCCAGCUAYACGUCCGAUGCAGCACAUCUAGCGGCGCUGAGGGAGAAGUGUAUACUGGCCAAGCAUGACCUGUCAAGACAGGAAUGCCCUGUCACGUACGUGGAGGCUGCCAACGACCGUGUACCGGUUACUCGUGUCGAGUUUGAGACGAUCAACGAGGACUUGUUCUCUAGGUGUAURSUUCUGGUGAAGCAAGCGUUGCAAGACGCUGAUCUGAGAACAAGCGACGUGUCGGGGGUCCUCUUGGUCGGCGGGUCUUCGAGGAUUCCAAAGRUCCAGCAGGAGUUGAAGGCUCUUUUCGACGGCAAGGAUCCGAUCCAGUGCAUGCAUCCUGACGAGGCGGUGGCGUACGGAGCAGCGGUUCUAGCGGASAUGCUGGGCGGCGACAUGUGUGUGGACUUCGCCAACCUCUCGGUCACAGACGUGACCCCCUUGACUCUGGGUAUCGACGUCUAUCCGGGGUAUAUUGCACCCCUUAUACCGAAGAACUCAGAGAUACCCGCMGAAGGCAGUGGGCUUUUCAUCACUGCAGAAGACAAUCAGACCGCCAUGGACGUCAACAUAUACCAGGGAGAGAGAAGUCGACCACAAGAUAACCAUUUCCUUGGCAGGCUCACAAUCGACGGUUUCCAGMGUGUGAAGGCCGGAGACGCUCAUGCACGGGUCGUUCUGCGAGUUGAUGAAGACGGCAUACUGCACUUGUCCGCCGAGGCAAUGGAGAAUCACACUGUUCAGGGAAAGACAGAGUACACGACCAUCACAGACAAGGGACGGUUGUCGAGGACGGACGUAGAGAAGAUGGCACAAGAUGGUGAAAGAUUCAGAGGAGCAGACGAGGACUUCAAGCGGAAGUGUGGAGUUUGGAGUGCGUUGGAAUCUCGUGCUAAGAAAGCUAGAGACGUAGUUUCAACGCACCUUCCCUCUCGAGUCAGGGAGGGGGUGGAGGCGGCGGCUGAGCAGGCCCUGACCUGGCUGGCUCAGUCGCCAGUGGCCUCGUGCACACUCAGAGAGCUGCAGGACAAGUGGGCGCGUCUGUUGACCGCGUGUGAUGCCGCCGGGAUUAACUUCAAUGUGCCAGUCGCUGAUUCAAAAUAAACCAACUCUUUGGUUUCUUGUAACGAUGGAUGAUUAGAGGAACACUGUGUGUGUCAAAGAGCAUAAUUGACACAGCAA